UCGUGCUCGCUGUCGGUGUCAUAUAUUUUACAGCGGAUGUGAGUGUAGUGUCGUCUGCAUCCAUCGAUAACUUUUACUUCUUGCCAAUAUUUUAAUAGGUUUCCAGCCAGUCGUUUUAUGAGUCAAAAGCAACCCAAACCUACUCUCAGUGGCCAGCGGAUCAGAACCCGCAAAAGAGACGAAAAAGAAAAGCAAGACCCUCUUGCCUUUCGAGAUGCUAUAAUACAGGGAUUGCAGGAAAUCGCUAACAAUGAUUUAGACCAAGUGUUGAAGUUUUUGGUUUCGUCUGGGAGUAAGCUGAAUUAUCGGCUUUAUGGAGAGUAUCUCUUUGAUAUACUAUUUGCUGGAGGUGUUUUAGCCCCUGGUGGUAGUAUACUUGAAGAAGGUGAAAAAUCCACUUGGAAAACAUCUGUGUGUGUUUUUGAAGCCAAUGAUGAAGAUCUCAAGAAUUAUGUGCAGGUGAUCAACCAAGUUAUUGCAAGAUACAGAUACCUGCAGAAAGCUUUUGAAGAUGAGAUCAAAAAGAUCUUACUGUUCCUCAAGGGUUUCACUGAUGAUCAAAGAAACAAGCUUGCCAUUGUCACGGGCAUCAUUCUGGCAAAUGGCAUGGGUCCACCCAUGGCAUUGACUAGCCUCUUUAAUGAGAACCUUGUCAAAGAAGGCCUUGCUUUGCAAUUUCUGACCAAAGUCUUCCAGUCUUGGGUCAAGGAAAAGGAUUUUGCCAGUCUGAGCUCUUCUUUGAGGAAAGCAGAGUUAGAGAACAAACUAUUGGAAUUCUUUCCUCCCAACAAACAAACUCAGGAAAUGUUUGAGAAACAUUUCAAUGCUCAUGGAUUGGAAAAACUUGUGGCAUUUCAGAAAGCCCAACAGGCCAUGGGCACUCGAAGAGCUUUCCAACAACAGUUGAAGGAGAUGCUGGACAAUGAAACGCCUGUCAAAGAUAUGAUAUCCACUUGCAAGGAGGAAAUGAAAAAAUCUGAACUUCCUGAAGAUGAUGUGGUGUAUUUGGUGUGGAAAGGCUUAAUGCGAGCUGUGGAGUGGAACAAGAAAGAGGAGCUUGUGGCUGAUCAAGCUCUUCGUCAUCUCAAGGUUUACGCUCCCCUAUUGGCAGCAUUUACCUCUCAAGCAAAAUCUGAAAUCAACCUUUUGGUCAAAGUUCAGGAAUACUGUUAUGACAACAUGAACUUCACAAAAGUGUUUCAGAAGAUGGUCAUGCUGUUGUACAAAACUGAUGUUCUGAGUGAAGACACGAUCAUUAAGUGGUACAAAGGAGGCCAUUCCUCGAAAGGAAAA
Orbicella faveolata is the source of this 1293-nucleotide messenger RNA. Its product is annotated as eIF5-mimic protein 1-like. Gene Ontology annotation, cellular component: cytoplasm; membrane. Gene Ontology annotation, molecular function: protein binding. NCBI's taxonomy places the organism in Eukaryota, Metazoa, Cnidaria, Anthozoa, Scleractinia, Merulinidae. The record is from RefSeq and is a predicted model, not a curated record.